UUUACCAGCUAGAAUUUGUACCAAAAUAACAACUUGUGAAAUUAUCUAUAAUGAAUGAUAAUUUCACAUGAACUAUGAAUAUCUACUGUUAGGUGAAAUAUUAAUAAGAAAUGUAAAAAUAAAAAUUAAGAAAUCAACAUCACAUUUUUAUUGUAACCAUUUCUAAGCAGUCGGUGGUGAAGUUUCGUAUCAUUGUUUAUGGCUAACAAAAUAUGGCGGCUGUCGUAGCAACAGCCGAUAUGACGAUUCAAAAGAAUUCUCAGAUUUUAGUAAAUGUAGAAGAAGCUUUAGCUGAUUUAAUUGUUGUAUCGUAUUGCACUGAGGAUAAAAAGUUUCAAGGCGUACUCCUGGACUCCAACAAAGGUAAUUUACCAUAUGGUGUCUAUAGCCUCAACCCAGCAUUCAGUAAACAGGUUGAAUCCACAAAUGAAAGCGAUAAGUUACAUUCCGUUAGCCAAAGGUUCACCUACCAAGAGCCUCAAUAUGAGGGCGAGAACUCGCAAAAAUCAAAGAAACCAGCUGCAAAAGGUAAACAGCAACAAAAGAUGACCGUAAGACUUCGACCUCGGAAGGUCUUGUGUUCUAAUUGCCAAGGGAUUUGUAAUGAGAAUAAUGAAAAUGUAGACGUGUCUAAAAAACGUAAGAUAGAAUCUGAUGACGAUACAUCACACUUCUCUGACUCAUCAAGGACAGAAAAAAAAUAUUUAAUGGGCAGCAUGCUUAUACCCAAGCUGUCCAGGCUGCAGCCCAGUGAAAUCACGAGUGCAGUUAAGGGCUCAGCGAAAAGUUCCAGUAAGGCUAGUGACAAAUCAAUUAAAAGUAAGAAAUCUAACACAGAGACUGUAACACAAGAAAUGGCGUUUGUCAGCGUUUCUGAGGAUAUGGAAGGCGACAAGGAUGAUGUGAAAGAUGAAAAUGGCAUUUCUUUUAGUUCAAUGUUUUCUAGUGCAAAAACUCUAAAAAUAUGUUUUGGGGAAGGUGAAGGAACAGUAGUUAAGAUACCACCACUUGCAGGAGAUUUUAAUGAAGAUUCAGGUGUGUCAUGUGAUAUGGGAAAGCCAACAAAACCCGACUCAAAAGCAGCUAAAAAGGCAUUAAAGAAAGCAAAAAAACAGGCAAAAAAGAGUACCUCUGUAGAAAAAAGUCAAACUGUGCAGUCCCCAAAACAUAUUGGCGCAUUAUCCCCACAUAACAAUGUAUCAAGUCCAACACUAGACCCUUUAGAAAAGAAACACAAGCAUAAGGUAAAGCAUAAAAAAAAGUAUAAGAAUCAGAAGAAACGUGAUGAAAACACAAGCAAAUGUGGAGAGAGUGAAUCAGUGGACUAUUUUAGUGAUAUUAAAGAGCAUUGUAUGAACCAGAAGCUCUGCAUAAGCUUACGAAGACUAAGUAGUAAUUCUCAUGAGAAGCAGAGUGAAAAUGAUCCUAUAGAAAGUGGUUCAGAAGACUGGGACAGUGAGGUUGUGCCAGAUUUCCCUGCAAAUGGUACGGAGGGUGUUGGUGGAAAGGUGUUACGGGUUUCGGUUGGAGAUGUAGUGUGGGGAAAGGUGGUAGGGUUUCCAUGGUGGCCAGGCAAGGUUCUCAAUGUGACACCAUCAUCCAGAGCACAUGUAGCAUGGUACGCUUCAACCACCUCAUCUCUCAUGCCAUGUGAUAGCUUGAGUCCAUUUUUAGAAGAUUUUAAGUUACGAUUUUUGAAGAAAAAGCGGGGACCAUACAAAGAGGCUGUAAUACAAGCAACACUUGAAGCUAAGAGGAAUGAAUCUCAUGUAACCGAUCCACUGGCCAGCCCAACGCACACAUUGGCUACAGUAUCACCUCGACCCAUCGAUGUGUUCUCUUAGACUAAGGUGCAUCCGAAUUUAUUCAAAGUCAUGUGAUAUUUAAUACAUAAUUACUUGAUUUAUGUGCACAAAUAGUGUUUCUUAAUGUGAUUUAGUUAUUGCACUGGAAAUGAAGAUUAAUAUAAUAUUUUCAGUUUAUUUGAAGUUGUACCAGUUUUCUGUUUUCUACAUUCUACAGAACUUUUUAUUAUUACUUAUCCUAUCAAACAUUUUAAUUCAUCAUUUCCGGCAAAGUUAUUUGUCAUUGAUAUUUAAACAGUCUUUAUUUAAUUUAAAUUCCAGUGUAACAACUAUUUAGAUAAAAAUCAUGUUAGUAAUCAGGAUAAUGCCAUUUUGCAAAUAAUAUUCCACUUAUGAUGUGAACUGCCACUUAGAAAGACCUAAGUAUGUUAAGUUAGGAGUUAGCAGUCUUGUACCAACAUUACUCGAUGGACUGCGUAAUACACAUUCUGUAGUUAGCUUUCUAAUUAGAAGUAAAUUCAAUAAUAAUAUAAAUAAUUUCCUGUUCUAUCCAAAUGUUCAAUGUUCUUAUGUAUUAACAGUAUAGACAUUUUUUUAUUUAUUUUGAGAACUUAAUAAAUGUGUAUUUGUUUAUGAUACUUGAAAUCUCUAAAAUUGAGAUUCAUGUAAGAUGCUUCAACGAAACUGUAUUCCAAUGGUUAAUAAAUAUUGUAUACUCAUAUAUAUUUUUAUGAUAAUCUCGCGUGAUUUAUGCUUAUUAAGGGAUAUUAUGAUAAAUAAAUAUUAGGCGGUGGUCUGUUCAGAAAUAAGAUUUUAGGAAUGUCUGUUCAAUAAUAGGUUGUGCACAACACCUUUAUUUAAGUAGAUACAUGUAUAUGGAAGUGACAAUUUUUGCUGGGAAACUAUAGUAAAUGUAAACGGAAAAAGACCUGCAGAAAAACCAAUUUAGUGUG
Spodoptera litura is the source of this 2758-nucleotide messenger RNA. RefSeq lists its product as uncharacterized. Gene Ontology annotation, cellular component: chromocenter; nucleus. The record is from RefSeq and is a predicted model, not a curated record. Gene Ontology annotation, molecular function: chromatin binding. Lineage: Eukaryota; Metazoa; Arthropoda; Insecta; Lepidoptera; Noctuidae.